AAUUUCUGGUCCUUUUUCAUUUCUCUCUCUUCGUUUUUCCUUGGCUUCAAAGUCUACCUUGCUUCGUCUUCCUGUCUUUACUCUGGCACAAAAUCCAAAGCUCUACAGAAGCUCACUUUCUCACCAAUGGAGGAACCAAGCCCUUACCGACAACCCCAUUUUCCAUAUGCAGAUCUAAAUUCAGCUCUUCAGCCAAACCCCAUGAGACGACGAGGUAAGUCAUGUACUCACUUUCUUUUCAAAAUUCUUUUCGUUGCCGUAGUUAUCAUUGUUCUACCAUUGUUCCCUUCACAAGCUCCUGAAUUUAUUAACGAAUCCAUUAUCACUAAGCUCUGGGAGCUUCUUCACCUUCUUUUCAUUGGCAUUGCCGUUUCUUAUGGUUUGUUUAGCCGAAGAAAUGUUGAAAUAAGCUUUGAGACUCAGUCCUCAAAGAUUGAAAAUUUACACCAUGAUAUUUCUUCAAUGUUUCACGUUUCAUCGAAUUUUGAAGAUGGGUAUGUAAAUCCAUAUGGGUCUGAUGAGAAGAGACUGAUUCAGAGUCGUAACGAUCAGUAUCAUCUUGUAGGUGAGUCUAGGACUCUGGCUUCAAGUAUGAACGACACUGUUAUUGAUGAACAGUGCGAUCCCAAUUUGUCUGUUAGUGAAAAUGGUCCAGAAAAUCCUUGUGGUUAUGGGGAAAGGAAUGUUUUUCAGGCUUGGAAUUCUAAGUAUUUCCAGGGUGAGUCAAUGGUUGUAGUGGCUCAACCUAACUAUGGUGUUGGCGAGUGGGGUGAACCUAGAUCGACAGCUGAUUAUAAGCCGUUAGGAUUGCCUGUAAGGAGUUUGAAAUCAAGAAUAAGGAAAAGGGAUAGUGCAGAACUUGUUAAUGAUUAUGAGUCUGGUUCGGGUUCUCAGGGUUCAUUAUCUAAGAGUUCUGUUAAAGAUCCACAAGAGAACUUUGGCGAGUUGGGUCCUCAAAAUGAAGGCCAUGAGUUCAGUGAAGCUGUUGCUUCACCUUCCCCAGUUCCAUGGCGUUCAGGAUCUGGAAGGAGGGCAAUGAGAGAAAAACUUUAUAGUGAUAGUCGUCCUUCACAUUUUAGGCCACUCUCAGUUGAUGAAACUCAAUUUGAAUCUCUCAGAAAAACCAGAUCACCUUUUUUGCGGUCUGCGGCUUCAUUUUCUUUUCGUGCUAGUUCUUCCUCCCCUGGAAAUGGUUCCCCCUCACAUUCUGUUUCUUCUGAAGAAAUUAGCUCGAAAAUGGAGGACGAAUGCAGCAAUACUAAGAGCUUUCAAGGGUCUUAUGCUUCUUCAAGUUCUCCGUCAGCACCCAACAUAAAGAAGCCAGAUGUAAGAAAUUCAAAGAGUUAUCAAGAAUCCUCUGGUUCAGACUCACCGCCAUCCCCAAAACUGAAUGAUGAAGCUUCAGAAGUAAUGAACUCAGAAAUGGAAGAUGAUGGCAACAGAACUAAAGGUUAUGGAUGGUCUCCUGCUCCGUCAGAUUUUCCUUUGCCACCGAAACCAAUGAAUGAUCAAGCUUCUGAAGUAAUGAACUCAGAAAUGGAACAAGAUGGUAGCAAACCAAAUGGUUUUCGAGGGUCUUCUGCUUCUUCAGGUUUUCCUCUGCUACCAAAGCCAAUAAAACAAGGUUGCAGGAAAACGAAGAGCUUCCAAGGAUCUUCCGCUUCAGGUUCGGCAUCACCACCAAAACCAGUGAAUGACAAAGCUUCAUUCAGUGGAUUUCACGCAAGGGGACAUAGUGUUGGUUCCUUCUAUGAAAAUGAUUUGGCAGGCCCGAAAGAUUACUUGAAGGAACAGGAACUGAGUGAGAGUAGAAGAGAAGACCUGUUGAGUAACAAGGAGAGUGAAGCAAGUUCACUGAAAUCAGAAAGGAAAGUGUCGAGUCCCACAAAAGCUUCUUUAAGGGGAAAAUCAGUUCGGACAAUCAGGUCUCGUGGACCAACCACCAAGGCAUACGACAAUGGUGACAUGGCUGAAGAGAUGUAUGGCAAUAUUGAAAUGCCAUACGUAAGAAAGGAAACAGUGAAAUAUGAAGGUGUUGACAGCCUGGUUAGUGGAAGCAGUAAGCCAAACCUUGAUAAUGCCUCUGCCAUGAAAAAAAAUACAGUUCCUGAAUAUCAAAAUAGAGAGAGGCAAGAAUUUUCUGAGAAUGUUUCCAAAGGAUCUGAAGAAGAUGAUGCGAAGAAUGAGGCAGAGGACAGGGCUAAUAAAUUUUGGUUAAGCUCGCGAGGAGAUGCUGACUCUGAAUCUGUCGUUGAUGCAACAUCAGAUUCUAAUGAAGUUGACAAGAAAGCUGGUGAAUUUAUAGCCAAAUUUAGAGAACAAAUAAUGCUUCAAAAAAUGGCUUCUAUUGAUAGAUCAAAAGGUUUGAAACUAGGUGGCGACUAUCUUAAGUGACAUUUUUACAAGCUUAAGAAAGGCUACAGAUUCUUGCUGAUAGCUUCUGCCAUCUCGUUCUCCAUUGUGUACACAUUAAGCUUUAAUUUAUGGUUUGCUGUAUUUACUCACAGUUGAUUGCAAAUUUCACUGCUCAAUAUUUGAGCAACUGUUGGGAAAGCUUUGCCAGUCUAGUUUUCUGCUGUGGUGUAUUGCUUCAUCGUUCAUUAUGAAAGAAUAAUUUUCCAAUA
Molecule: messenger RNA, 2624 nt
Organism: Humulus lupulus (European hop)
Lineage: Eukaryota; Viridiplantae; Streptophyta; Magnoliopsida; Rosales; Cannabaceae
Exons: 1
Coding region: 127-2394 (755 amino acids)
Source: RefSeq, a predicted model, not a curated record